AAUACACAGUCACAACAGCAGGAGUGAUCUCACCUCCUCUCCACCCCUUCUAUCUAUCGCUGCUGCCAGCCUCCAAAAAACAGCGUAUCCGUGAGCAGUGCUGGUGUACAGAGACGGUAAGGUAUAUACUGACGAUUCGCGGUGGAUUUCCCUGACCAGGACCACUACUGAGCGACAGAGCCGACCAUGGAAGAACUUACGGCAUUCGUGUCGAAAUCUUUCGAUCAGAAGAGCAAGGAGAGCACCAAAGAGAGUAUCACGUACAGGGAAGUUUUGGAGAGCGGCUUGACAAGGGCGAGGGAGCUGGGCAGCCCGGAGACAAACCUGCAGGACAUAACGGAGAGCAACCACUGCCCGGUGCAUCUGUUCAAGGACCACGUCGAGCUGGAAAAGGACAAACUGAAGGACUUUAAUGUUUCGAGGGCGACUGAGGGGAUAUACGAAUGUAAGGAGAAAAAGGAGGACGUGAAGUCCGAGGACGAGGACGCACAGGGCAAACUGAAGCAGCGGAGGAGUCGCACUAACUUCACCUUGGAGCAGCUCAACGAGCUGGAGCGACUCUUCGACGAGACGCACUACCCGGACGCCUUCAUGAGAGAGGAGCUGAGCCAGCGGCUGGGACUGUCCGAGGCCAGAGUGCAGGUUUGGUUUCAGAACAGAAGAGCGAAAUGUCGAAAACAAGAAAACCAGAUGCACAAAGACAUCUUUCCCUUCUCUCCAGGUGUUAUUUUGGGCAGCGGCAGUCACCUUGAUGCCUGCAGAGUAGCGCCCUACGUCAAUAUGGGUGCCCUUCGGAUGCCCUUCCAACAGGUCCAAGCACAGCUCCAGUUGGACGGGGUCACUCACUCUCACCCCCACCUGCACCCUCACCUGGCCGCUCACGCUCCUUACCUGAUGUUCCCACCCCCUCCUUUCGGACUACCAAUCGCUUCUCUCGCCGACUCGGCCUCCGCAGCGGCGGCGGUCGCGGCGGCCGCCAAAAGCAACAGCAAGAACUCGAGCAUCGCCGACCUGCGACUCAAGGCAGGACUUCUGCGGGGCCAGUGGCUCAGUCCACUCCAGGCACAGAUCACAUCCCAAGGACCGUACAAACACAUGUGGAUGUCUGUCUGAGGGCCAGGCCGGGGGCCCGUCAGACCAGAAGACGUUAGAACAAAGCAAACUGGCGAGGGCAGCGGCAGGGCCAAAAGCAGAGCCUUGCUGCCGCUGGCUGCAGCCAUGUUGACAGUGCAGAGGGUUGAACUUUGGGGGGGGGGAACAGACCCAGGCAGCACCUCACACCGAGUCAUUGGGACGGCCUCUCAUCUUUACACCUCCCGCACCCAACCUCUAAAAAAAAAUUUAAAUUUAAAAUUUAAAAAAAAAAAAGGAGAAAAACGCAUUUUAAAAAAAAAAAAAAGGCCAUAUUCGUCUCCAACCACUGUGUUCCCUGCUGCUGCCAAGUGCAUGAGCUCUAAUGGCGGACCGUUUCUGGGACUGGUCUCCAUCCACUCCUGACACAAAUGCUCGACAACUGUUUUUAACACUGCCAUUCAACACAACCGCCCCCCUACUCCUCCUCCUCCUCCUCCUCCUCCUCUCCCCCUGACACCUUCAGCGUCAAACCUCUCCAUCGCGGUCUGAUAUCCCCCCUUCUCACGGACUCGUGCUGUAACAAAAAAAAGCAACAAUCCCCUUUUCACUCGCUGCAGAGGGGCGACUCUGCGUUGCUGGGCAUGUGUCGGAGAUGGUUUCCAAUCUCCGCGUGCGCUCCCUCUGUCUUUAUUUCUUUCUGUUUAUCGUGUCGUAUCUUGGGUUAAGAAGUGAAGAUAGCCUUUGCACUUCAGGUCUUGUAUGUGGGUGUUUACAAAUGGCACUACAAGCGGAUACUACUUUACUAAUUAAAAGGGGGGAUUUGAUAUCGUCAUGUGAUCAGCAAAAAGGACAUUAUCUUGGACAAAGGGUAUAAAUGGGAUUCUUUUGUUUGUUUGUUUGUUUGUUUUUUUCCUUUUUCUUCUUUUUGUAAUUCUGAAAAUAUGAAGAAAGCAUCAGUCAAACUGAAAUGCAAUGGUGUGCAGUUUAAGUGCAAUACUGUAAAUAGCAAAAAAAAAAAAAAGUAAAAACAGCUAGCAGUUAAUCCUCAACGAUACAGAGACCCAAUGACUUUUUUUUUCUUUUUUUUUUUAAUUAAUAUUCCUUUGGUUGUUUUUCAUGCACUGUUGGAGUGUUGAAUUUCUUUGCCAAACUGUUUUUUCUACGGCAGUGUGCAUUUUGUCCGGUUCGAUGAAAGUCGCUCUAAAAGCCAGGUGCCAUACGCCACAUAACCUCCUAUGUAUCCGAGCAGUUUUGCAGACAACAGGCACAGCUGUCACUUGUUGAGGAAGACAUGAGCACAUUUUUCUUUUUUUUUCUUUUUUUUUCUUGGAUGCUGCAGAAGUUGGGCAUAAAUAAAUGAUAAUAAUAAUAAUAAAAUCUAAAGACAUUUUACAUUUGGAUUUCGGAAAAUAUUUAUUAUAAGAUCAACAAAUCAGCACUGCAGCCCAAAGAGUGGCGGUUGUUUUUCGAUACGAUUUGCUUCAUUUUUUGCAUGUUUUUAUGUGACAUUUUCUAAUUCCUUUCCAAAUAUUAACACAGAGUGUAUUUGAAAUGCUGUCGCAGGCCAAACAUCCGGGGGUUAAAUCCAAACGAACCUUUUCAACACUGCUGUCAGAGCCGCGCUACAUAUGCAGGUCUGCUCCAGGCCUACGUACCUCUAACAGUCUCCAAACAACAGUUUUUUCUACGUUAACAGACCUCCAUUUAGAAAUGUUUAUCUUUGUCUCCAUUUUAAAUUAAACAUAUGGGUGUUUUAUUUAUUAUUAUUUUGUCUGAAAGUUUAUGAAAGAUGAAAUAGCUGAACUACAAGUGUACAUUUUUACACGGCUUUGCAUUUAUUUUUGUAUGUUUCUUUUUUCUUUUUCUUUUUUUUUUUAAGUGUUAAAUUUUUUGACUUAGGAGGUGUGGCUGUAGUGCAUUGUUUGCCUAAAAAUAUAUAGAUAAAAACAAAAAAAUAAAAUAAAAAAUGUAGCGUGUCCGAGUUUACAGACAUUUCAGGGAUGGUUGAAAUUAAAUGAUACUCCAUGGAAUUUGUUGUACCCAUUAAAAGGAUUACCAUUUCAUAUGCAAGCAUGCCUAAACAUGACUCAUCGUACGGUUUGUUUUCCCCCCCCUUUUGAUUCACAAAAUAUGAAUGUACAUCUUGUACAAGUAAACUAUCAAUAAAGUUAUAAAUAUUUGUA
Molecule: messenger RNA, 3257 nt
Organism: Mugil cephalus (flathead mullet)
Lineage: Eukaryota; Metazoa; Chordata; Actinopteri; Mugiliformes; Mugilidae
Gene: shox
Product: short stature homeobox
Exons: 6
Coding region: 187-1113 (308 amino acids)
Biological process (GO): regulation of transcription by RNA polymerase II
Cellular component (GO): nucleus
Molecular function (GO): sequence-specific double-stranded DNA binding; DNA-binding transcription factor activity, RNA polymerase II-specific
Source: RefSeq, a predicted model, not a curated record